AUGUACUUUAAGAUCGAAGGCAGAAUUGGGAUCAUAAUAUUCAAGGACAAGAUUCUUAAAUCAAUUCUUCAAAUCUCCAAAAUACCUCAGGAUCAGUUCUUGGGAGGAAAAAAAUAAACACCUAAAAAAUCACAGGUAAAUAAAAAACAAAGGCAAGUCUACAAUUUGAUGAUGAAUUUAACAAAAUGGUAGAUUAGAUCUUUAUGGUAAUAAACUAAAAUGAGAGAUGGAUAAUUGAGAAGUGUAUAUGAGGUUGGUAAUGUUGACUAAUGGGAUGUACUAGAUCCUAUGGCGAACUGUAAUAAAGGAAAGCUAAGUGAUGAAAACUAAGCAUUUAAGUUUAUUCAUUGCAAUAAUCUGAAAUAGAUUGUGCAAGAUAUUAUUGGUGAUUAAGAAUAGCAAAGCGAUUAAAUUUAAUUUAGUGAAAACUAGAGUAUGAUAGAAGGAGCAGUUGCUGCAGUCAUGCUUAGAUAAGAACUAAUGAGGAAGAAAAGAUUUCUUCAUGAGUUUACGCAUAUCAGUAAUUAGAGUAAAAAUGUAUUCGUAGAUGAUAUUAGCUAAUAAUUAGAGAGAUUAUAUAAAAUAUUGGUUUGA
This is a messenger RNA of Stylonychia lemnae, 594 nucleotides long. NCBI's taxonomy places the organism in Eukaryota, Ciliophora, Spirotrichea, Sporadotrichida, Oxytrichidae. The record is from the annotation of a GenBank genome assembly.